AUGGGCUUGGAGCCAUUGGAAGGGCCGUACGUCAGGGAGAGGAGGCGGCCCAUCUUCAGCUUUGACGAGGACUUCACCUACAGCCUCCUGGAGCCGGUCUUCCGGGAUCUCGGCCGGGGCGCGGACUUUGAGCGCCUCUCCGAGGAGAGCCAAAGGAAGUUCUGCCGGGAGCUGGACAGAUGUGACGUGGAGGUGGAGCCCGAAUCUUGCGAGGAGUACCUGGACUCUUUGGUGCGCCUCUGCAGCGACAUCACCCGGGAGUGCACGGGGAAGAGCUUCAAGGAGUGGCGCCUGGCUGGGCACGCAGAGCUGGAGCUGCGCAAGGCAUGGCGGCACUUUGUGCAGCUGGUCGCCCUGCGAGACUUCGAGUGGGAGAACCUGGUGCGAUAUUUGUCGGACCCCACGGCGGCAUGGAAAGCGCCCGGGGUGUACGCCGUGGAAAAUUCAGCCAAUAUGACCAAGAUGGUGAGGUAUGCCAUCUCCCAAAAGCUGAUGGUCCCACUGCAAAUGUGGGCCUUGCUGCUGAAGCUGGCUGCCGAUGACGUACCGAAGCGCGGCUACGUGUAG
Messenger RNA from Effrenium voratum, 567 nucleotides. Lineage: Eukaryota; Dinophyceae; Suessiales; Symbiodiniaceae. The record is from the annotation of a GenBank genome assembly.